GUCAUACCACGACCAUUUUGAAUUUAAAAACUCAUCAAAAACCGGAAGAGAAAUUGUCUAAUUUGCAUUUACUUCGCCAUGGGGGCGGUGCCAAAGUUAAAUGAAAUGCAAUUUUACUAAACAAAGGAACAAAGGAACAAAGGAAAAAGCAAAAAUUAAAGAAUUAUUUAUUUUACCUAGCGAGCUUGACGAAGCUCUUGAAGUUAUCGUCGUAGUUUCUCGAAAUGUCCGCCCUAAAUAAUUUUAUGUACGAUAUAAUUUUAUGUAUAUAUGGUAAUCUUCACUAAAAAUAACAACAAAACAGUCACCUUCAGGACGGGGAAAGCUUGGCUGCCGAGGCACUGGCCGAGGUCUGCUAACUCUCGAGCCUGUUUGCGAUGAUUGCCUUGGCGAAGGUGUACAAACAAAGGCACUGCAAAUGUAAUGAAAAGCUUUUGAAAUUAAAAUUUAUACAAGCCUGCACAUAAAGCGGGAAUUUACUUACUUUGGGUCUUGUGUUUCGUCAUCAUCAGAGACUGAAGAAAAAGGGUCGAGAUGAGAAGCGCGAUUCAUUUUUUACCGCAACCAAAUAUUUUUUCUGCUCUGCGUGAAACCCCAAAACAACUGAAAGGCCAAAACACUCGCGCAACGCAGAGACGAUCUCCAAAAACGAUCCAAUCCGACAUUUCCCUAAUAAGGAGGCAAAAGAUGAAAAUCAACCAAUAGGAAAAAAAUAAAGCAAAGUCAAAUUCAAAAAUAAUAACGAUAUUGAAUGCUCUCACGAAGGAGAGGCGUUGUUAUGUCUUACAGUUUUCAGAAAAAAUGAAGAGAAAAAGGGCGGCUGUAACUUUAUGUAUUGAUUGUGGCGUUGAUUUUGAGUCUUUUAGUGGUGCUCAGAGGCAUUUUUCAUCCCGAAAUCAUCUGCAACAGUUGCUGGCCAGACGAAACUUGCGCUCCGUGAGCGUUGAAGAUGAUGCGGACAAUGUGAGAAUCUCUGCCGAUGGGGAAGACGAAUUGAGGAGUUAUGUAGAAGAGGAACAGGCAGAACGAGAAGAAGAAGCGGAAGAUGAUGAAGAAGAAGCCGAAGAUGAUGAAGGAGAAGCGGAAGAUGAUGAUGAAGAUGAUGAUGAAGAAGAGGUUAACAACUCAGAUCUUGGUGAUUUACUUGAAGCGGUUGGAGGUGUGGAUGACGACAAUGGCCAGGACUUUUAUCCAUUUCCGGAUGAGAAGUUCUUCCUACUUUACUGCUACGCACACAGUAUAAUGAGACCAAAGUCAAGAUCAGACCUAGAAUUUCUGUGGAUGAUGUUGGCUCGUUUUGGAGUGCAGCUUCCAUCGCUAUCAUCUGUUUUAGCGUUUAAAUUACCAGGGCUUGAAAACUCUGUUGCAUUAAGAAAGAGCUACGGAAAAGGACACCCCUUUUACUGGUUACCACCUUCGGACAUCAUAAAACUACAGAUAGCGACACCAUCAGUUGCAAACAAGCUGAUGAGAUAUCCGGAGCACACAGAUCGCUUUAUCAAGGAAUUGUACCAAGGACAAAAAUGGCGCAUAGAAAAUCAAUUCCACACAACGUCAGCAACAAUUCACGAAAGCACUUUCUAUGUAAAAGAUACAGUUGUGUACGAGAUUAGGGAGACAAUAUCAUAUGGCAGAAUAAACGGUUUUUUUAUGAAGAAGAGUGAAGAUUCCUUGAAAUGUUACUGCGAAGUGACCAAGGCUAAUUUUAUACCAAAUAUGUAUUUGGCGAUAACGAAUGAACUAGAGGAGGUUCCGUUGGAGAAUAUUCGAUCAUUGGCUCCAUAUCACAUAUGUUUUAAGAAAAUCAACGGACAAAAUAUACAACUUACUGAUGAGGAAAUCAACGAAAUAGAAAGUCCUCAUCCGAGCAAAAUAGCGGCUGAUGGAAAUCCCACUCAGACUGUGCCACUCGUGAUCUUCUCCGACGAGACAAGUGGAAACAGGAGCAAAAAAUGGAACCAGUUGGAGACAUAUUCCAUGUUCCUUGCAGGCCUACCAAGAAAAGAAGUCACCAAGUUUAGUAACAUCCACUUUAUUUGUGCGUCUAACUUGGUAGACUCGAUAUCACUGGGAAAGGAAAUUGCAACAGAUUUAAAGGCUUUAGAACAAGGAAUGUUAAUGUACGACGCAUCUAAUGAUUGCCAAGUAUUCGUUCAGUGUCCAGUACUGAUCGUAGCCUGCGACAACCCAAGGGCUUCUGAAUUUGCACACCACAUGGGAAGCUCUGCUAAACAUUUCUGUCGGAUUUGCGAUGCAACAGCAGAAAUAGCAGCGGAAGUUGGCACUUUGAGAACAUCAGACGACAUAGAAAGAACAAUUGAAAGGAUAAGUAGAGCGAACACCGAAAAUGAGAAAACGGCCAUGCGAAAGGAAACAGGGACCACGGAGCGAGGAGGACAGUUGGAUAUGCUAUCGUGCUAUCAUUCCACCCAGCAGACACCCGUAGAAGUUCUGCAUACUAUCCUUCUUGGUCCCGUUAAAUACCUUGUCAGGAAAACGAUGAAGAGCUUACCUGCAGCUGAAAAGAAAAAGAUCAAGGCAAAGAUUGAAGCAUUCGACUUUUCGGCGUUUUCUAGACGUUUACCAAGCAGUUUUGUAAAGAACUAUGGUUCGUGUGUUGGCCGGGACUUCAAACUUUGGGCUCAGGUUUCAGUGUUUAUUCUUGAUGGGAUAAUCUCAGAUGAUCAACUUCAAGUUUGGUUCUAUCUUAGCAAUGCAUUUGCAAUGGCAUAUGGAUCAGAGGUUGAUUUGGACGACAACGAAAACAUUACCAAUCUCAUUCGCCAAAUGAUUGAUUGCUUGAGUGAAGUCCAUCCUGAGUUGCUACGAAAACAAAAGUUCCACAUGUUACUUCACUUACAAGAUGACAUGUUGAACUUUGGCCCUCCAGUUGGCUUCUGCACAGAAAGGUUUGAGUCAUUCAAUUCUAUCAUCAGACAGCUUAACAUCUAUUCAAACCGCCAUGCAAGCAGCAAGGAUAUCUGUGAGAAGUUUGCAAAACACCAUGUCCUCAAGUUCUUGAUCAAUGGAGGAUUUUGGGGGACUAACAACACAUUGACGGCAGGACAGGGGCUGGUCAAAGUUUCACAGCAACCAGUUUUUCAAAAAUUUAUGUACUCAGUUGAUGCCAAAUGCAGUCAAUCCCAAAAGGAAAUCUACCAACCAGGAAGCCUCAGGCUGGGAGUGUAUGAAAACGGUAGACUAAAAGAAGUUGCAACAAGUGAUAUCGUGCCACAAGACAUGUUACAAGAUUUAGCAAUUGACGUGAGUCCAAAGUGUAAGAACUUUAAAGGGUGCAUUGGCAAAGAUGGGUCUUUAAUUCAAACUGGAGACACUUUUGUAUAUGAAAAAGGUGAUAAUGAGGCUGGCAUUGGAAAGUUUUGUACCGCAGUACAAUUGCUUGGUGAAAACAAAGUUAAUCUCGUACUCACCACACCGCUGGAUCUAGUCCUUACCGAUGAUGGCAAUGUACUACAUGGAAAAUUUAUAUCUCCUGUUUUGGAAGAAAGUGAUAGCAAAGAACUGGUAGAUGCUGUGACCAUUCUCGAGAAAGUGAGUCUCGCUCAUUAUUGUGACGAUGAUUGUACCUUUGUGAAUGGAGACCAUCCAGUUCUUGAAGAAAGAGAGACCAUCGCAUCAGAAAGGCUAACAUACAAGCAUGACUUUUCCAAUAAAAGGUAUCUGCUCAAUAAGUUCUACUUGGGAGAAUCAUGGAAGUACAUUCCUGACUGAAAAAUAAUUCAGAAAAAAGAAACAGUACCUUUUGGAAUUAGUUUGGUUUCUGUAUCAACAUGUAUACACAAGGUGUCUUAAAAAAAUACACCUUGUUCAUUAAAUAGAAAUUCAUAUGUAUUCAAGCUAUUAAUACCACCAAGCAAGUCCGAUCCCUAAGAGGGGCAAACUCAGUGACAUUUUCAAUUUUAUGGUGUCAACAGUCCCUGGCCCCUGAUUUAUAGAAAAUUUCAUAAAAUGUCAAAUAGUUCGACCCUGGAAAGUUAAGUUCAUGUCGAAUAAAAGCAAUUUCCUGACCCUGGAACAGAAAGCCAAGGUCCCCGUGUAUGUCCCCCUCGGAUCAGGCUUAAGAUUGAUUGGUGCAUAUUGGCUCAUUCGCGAUAUAUUUUAUUUGUAUCGAGCGAGAUGUCCAAAAUUAUAAUUGUAUAUUUCAAGAAUUUUUUGUUCUAUAAAUCUUACUUUAUCAAUUUAAUA
Molecule: messenger RNA, 4206 nt
Organism: Dendronephthya gigantea
Lineage: Eukaryota; Metazoa; Cnidaria; Anthozoa; Malacalcyonacea; Nephtheidae
Exons: 16
Coding region: 802-3732 (976 amino acids)
Source: RefSeq, a predicted model, not a curated record